Messenger RNA from Mustela erminea (ermine), 1570 nucleotides. RefSeq names its product theg spermatid protein (gene SPMAP2). The transcript is spliced from 8 exons. Gene Ontology annotation, biological process: spermatogenesis. Bases 81 to 1208 code for a protein of 375 amino acids. NCBI's taxonomy places the organism in Eukaryota, Metazoa, Chordata, Mammalia, Carnivora, Mustelidae. The record is from RefSeq and is a predicted model, not a curated record.
CAUUCUCUUGUCGCCGGGUGACCACUGACACACUUGGGUGUUUGGGGAGCAAGGCUGUAGGGCGGCAGAGGGCCCAGUGCAUGGGGGACCUGAGGCAGAGUUCACUUCACCACCACCACAGCUCGGAGGCCGAAGGUGGCCCCCACAGGGGACAGGACAAUGGUGUCCUGGGCACGGGCGCCCAGGACACGGUGUCUGGGAGCCGACGGGCCACAGACGCCGGGAAGCUGAGAUUUGAAGACCAGGAGGAGGAGGCUCUUCCAGAGGAGGCGACUGGGGGAGAAGUCCCUAGCCCCCAGAAGCAAGAUGUGGCCCUCGUGCCCCUGGAUGGGGGUCCGGAGAAGGACUUGGACGAGGGCGUCUCUGAGAUGAGCCGGCUGUCUACCUCCCAGAGGUUCCCCAGCAUCUCCUCCGUUGGAGGCAGGAAGAGGAGGAGGCUCUUGGAGCUGGCAAAGCCCAAGACCAACUGGCAAGUCUUGAAAGACAGGAUGGGGUGCUGCUGUAAGGGCUAUGCCUGGGUGUCCCCGUGCAAGAGGAACUUGCAGUUCUGUGUCUACUGGCCUUCUGUGUACUGGACGGAGAGGUUUCUCGAAGACACCACCCUCACCAUCACAGUGCCGGAGGUGUCCCGUCGAGUGGAGGAACUGGCUCGACCUAAAAGGUUCUACUCGGAGUAUUACAACAACAACAGGAUCACCCCCAUCUGGCCCGUUCCCCGGUCUUCCCUGGAGCACCACGCUUCCAGUCGCCUGAGGGAACUGGCCGCCCCGAGGAUCCGGAAUAACAUUUGGAGCAUAAACAUGUCUGAGGUGUCCCAGGUCUCCAGGGCAGCCCAGAUGGCCAUCCCCAGCCCGAGGAUCCUACGGCUGGCGGAGCCCAGGUCCCCGGCCACCCUGUUGGAAGAGUGGGACCCCAUGCCCAAACCCAAGCCGCACGUGUCCGAUUACAAUCGUCUCCUUCACUUAGCCACACCCAAGGCCCAGUCCAACCAGUGUGUUCCUGACCGAGAUCCGCGCUGGGAGGUGCUGGACGUCACCAAGAAGGCAGUGGCCAGUCCCCGGAUCAUCUCCCUGGCCAAGCCCAAAGUGCGCAAGGACCUCAACGAGGGCUACGACCCCUAUCACAUUUCCCCGGCGUGCCUGGCGGCUCGGGCAUCCCCUCGCCUGUAUGAGCUUGCCACCCCCAAGAGCGUCACCAAGAAAGCGUGAGCAGGCCUGGCCUCUGAGACCCCAUUCCCAGUAAACACCCAAGUGCAUCGUAACCCUGUGUGUGGUCGGCUCUGAGUGUUUUGGCCUGAAGGUGGGAGGGCCAAGUGGAGGAAGAGGAGGAAAAUAAUAAUGAUGUUUGCAUCCGACCUGUGGUGUGCAUGGGCCUGUUAUUUCCCAGAUCACUGUUUCCGGGCCUCUCCCACCCCUCAGAUGCCCAACUUCCGCCUCCCUCGACUCCAGAACUUUCCUUCUGAGUCUCCUGUGUCCAUACUUGCUUCUCCGACGACAUCCUGGGUGUCUUCUGCACCUCAAACUGAGUGACCUCUGUAAUAAAACCAGCUGAUGCCUAUUGCAUGAGUUCU